AAAACGAGAAGCGUGGUGAUGGAAUCAGAUGAUGAAUAUAAAGGGUCAUCUCCUUCAUCGAGAGGUUCCUUCAGUGAUAGUGAUGGAGAAGGUGUACGAAGAGGUAUCAAAACUGCUAACCCGGCUUCUCGUAAUGCAAACGACAAGAAGGGAGCUAAUGGAGCCUAUGCUUGGGAAGAUGAAUAUCAGAGGACAUGGGAUAUAGUCAAAGAUGAUGAUAGUGGUCAGACGCUUGAGAGUUUGAUCCAGAAUAUGAUCGAGAGCAGGAAGAAGAAGAUUAUGAAGAACCCAACUGCCCCCUAUCAAAGAGGUAUUAUAAGAACGUUGGUGGUGGUAAUUGAUGGCUCACUGAUAAUGCUUGAGAAAGAUUUAAGACCUAACCGAUUCUCUAUGAUGUUGUCACUACUCCAAGAGUUUGUGGUUGAAUUCUUUGAUCAAAAUCCUAUUUCACAGCUCGGAAUUGUGCUUAUGAGAAAUGGUAUAUCAGAUGUAGUGAGUGAUGUAAAUGGGUCUCCCCAAUUUCAUCUCGAUAAAAUCAGACAACUAAGAGGAAAACAGCAUAACAGGUUUGAACCUAAGGGUGAUCCAUCUCUUCAAAAUGCAUUGGAACUUUCGAGAUCCCUUCUCCGAUACAAUUUUGGCAAUAACAUCAAUGACACUAAAAAUUCCAAAGAAAUUUUAAUUAUCUUCGGUGCUUUGUUCACAAGUGACCCUGGAGAUAUUCAUAAAACUAUAAGCAGUCUUGUAAAAGAUAAUAUCAAAGUCAAGGUGAUAGGAUUAUCAGCAAAGGUUGCUAUUUGUCAAGAAAUUGUCAACAAAACAAAUCAUACAAGUAACAACUUUAAUAAUCCAAAUUAUGGUGUAAUUAUGAAUGAAAGUCACUUCAAAGAAUUACUUAUGGACUGUGUGGUUCCAUUACCUAUAACCGUUGAACAACAAAAAGAAAUCGAGGCAAGUAAGUCUGUUCCUCUAUUGAAAAUGGGAUUCCCCACUAAGGUUCAACCUACUCUUUCAUCCUCAAGUGGAGGACAUUCACUUGACUUCAUACAAAUAUGUGCUUGCCAUUCAGGCUCAAGAACUGAAAAUGGAUCUGACGCCGCUGCAAUCCAACAAAGUUCAAGUGUGAUUGGUUAUAGAUGCCCCCAGUGUUCUAGCAAAGUUUGCAGUUUACCUACAGUAUGUCCUAUCUGUGGGUUGAUGUUAAUUCUUUCUACCCACUUGGCAAGGUCGUACCAUCACCUUGUACCUCUCGUGGAUUAUGAAGAAGUACCUGUGAAAGGAUCAUAUCCGUCUUCGUUUUGUUAUGGGUGUCUACUACAAUUUCCCGAAGGGAUUGAAAAUAUUCAUAAAGACAGUAAAGAAAAGCUAGAAACUAUGUCUAGCUCAAGGUAUAGAUGCAAAAAGUGUAAAAACGACUUUUGUAUCGACUGUGAUGUCUUUGUCCAUGAAACAUUACACAAUUGUCCUGGUUGUGAGAAUCAAUGAUUAUUUUUCUUAUAUACUAUACACUUGAAAGAAUACAGGAUAGUUCUUUCUAAAUCGUGGUGAACAAUCUGUACAAUUUUUAAAAUAUACAAAUCAUGUGCCUUGAAACAAAUCAACACCUUAGGCUGAAUCAAUUUACUUAUUUGAGCCCCAACUAGAGUUUCCUCCAUUAGUUCCCCAGGUUGAGGGAGCACUAUUGUUCCCCCAGCUCGAAUUAGCACCAUUAUUUCCCCAACUUGAGUUUGCACCAUUGUUACCCCAGCUUGAGUUUGCACCAGUACCUUCAUUAGCCCCACCCCAACUAGAGUUUCCUCCUUUCUUCCACGAAGAGGCUCCACCCCACGAAGAAGAACCACCAUUAGCAUUAGCACCCGUACCCCAAGACGAAGUUGAGCCACUUCCCCAUGCUGAGGCACCACCAGCUGGGGUUUUUCCUCCUUCCCAUGUGGAGGCACCACCAGAACCAGCAGGGCCACGCGAGCUCCAACCACCUGAUCUAGUUUCCGAAGAAAACGCCGGUCCAGAGGUUCUAGGAGCAUUCAUGUCUUGCCCUUGGGUGUCAGGUGCUCCUAUAAACCUUAAAUAAGGAAUUGAUUGGCCUCUGAUUAGCACACUUAAUUGAUUCUUCUUGACUUUAAUCUUCUUAGAAUUUGUGUGCAAUUCGAUUCUGGCAUAGAUGUCAUCAGCAUCAGUGACUUUACCCAUCAAACCCUUAUGAUUACCACCAGUGACAACAACGUCCUUGUAAAUCAACUUAUCUCUACCACCAACUCUUGUCUUUAAUCCAGCAGUGGCGAGAGGGUUUGGGGCUUUGAAGUUAGGAUUCAUCUUUGUCAAGUCAGGUCCUAAAGACUUAGAAACCAUUGAAUCUUUCGAUGAAACAGUCAUUACAUUCAUAGAAUUGGCCACAAAUAUACCCAAGUUUUCGAUUAUUUCAUUGGACUUAAUGAACAAUGUAUUUUUGUAAAUGUGAAGGAUAUUACCUUCUCGUUUUUUAUCAUUAGUCAAUUCUUUAACAGUAUCACCCACUUUUAUGGUGAUUCCUUUUCUGUCAGUAGCGACCUGCUCAAGACGACUGAGUUUCAACUUAGAUGCAAUACCCGAUGGUUUAACAUUUAUGAAUCUUCCGUCAGAAGUGAGCACUUGGAAGAGGUCUUUUUCUGUUUUAAGGAUUACUCCCACGGUAGAAGCACUCAACUCAACCAAAUCUUUGAUUUCAUAUUUGCUAUCACUUGACGCUACAGUCAGU
Yamadazyma tenuis ATCC 10573 is the source of this 2734-nucleotide messenger RNA. The record is from RefSeq and is a predicted model, not a curated record. NCBI's taxonomy places the organism in Eukaryota, Fungi, Ascomycota, Pichiomycetes, Serinales, Debaryomycetaceae.